Messenger RNA from Nematocida minor, 1056 nucleotides. RefSeq lists its product as uncharacterized. The transcript has a single exon. Lineage: Eukaryota; Fungi; Microsporidia. The coding region runs from base 1 to 1056 and encodes 351 amino acids. The record is from RefSeq and is a predicted model, not a curated record.
AUGAAUCGCACACACGACACACGAGGGCUGGGAAUAUUCCGAAUAGGAAAGACAAUCGAGAAAUACACCAGAAAAACGUACAAUAAAGCCAAAAAAAUAACAGAAAACGCAUCUUCUCUCCUCUCAGGAAAUGCAAGCAAAAAAGAAGGAACAUUGAAUGUAAAGCUGAUAGAGGAGUCCAUACGGCAGACAACUGACUACAUAGACGCCCAGAACAAAUCGCUCAGAUGCAACCAGACUGAGCUACAAGUAAAAGAAAACAGCCCGAUACUCCUGUACAUAAGAGAAAUGCAGGAUGUGAUUGAUAAGAUAGGCGGUCUAUACUCAGAUGUUUCCAUUCCCGUGGUACUUCUGCAUACGAUCAGACAGAGCGGAAAAAUGAAUGCAAAUUUGCUUUCAAUCGAGCAAAAGCUGCACUCCUCUCUUACAAGAAGAACUGCAAGCAAAAUAAGAGUAAAUAAUAAGAUAGUUACUCAUUUGGUCAGUGAUGCACUAUAUCCCAGCCGAUACCUUAAUUACGCCCUAAGUCGAAGUGCUCUUCUCUCUAAAGAGUAUGGAAGGCUGUUUGAGACAGUGGAAGAAGCUUUGCUGCAGGGCAGUGGAAGAAGAGCGAACAUAAAAUACACAGCAGAAAUACUGAAAGAAAUAAAAGAUGAAAUCACAAAGAAAAUAGAAAAUGAAAAAAUAAUUGAAGGUGUGCCAAUGUUCUGGGAAGUGCCACUUUUCAAAUACAUUCCCGUCGAGUCGCUAGCAAAAGAUGAAGAGAUAAUGAAAUAUUUAGAGGAAAGCACGAAUGACGAAGUAGAGAACAGCACUAGUGACAAGAUGAAGAAUAAGAAAGCUAAAAGUAAAAUAUUCGGUAAAGAAAAAACUGGUGGUGUGGCCAGUGGUGAAUCAAACAGCGAGUUAGAUGUGUCUGGAGUUGACGAGUCAUCUAUUAAAGAAGUAUAUGCUGCUAGAGCUGCUGUUAUCAGUGAAUUAGCCGGUAAUGAUGCUGUUAAAGAGGAUGAUGUGUGUAGUAGUAGUCUGGAAGAUCUGACAGAAAGUGCUGUUUAG